Molecule: messenger RNA, 2131 nt
Organism: Gallus gallus (chicken)
Lineage: Eukaryota; Metazoa; Chordata; Aves; Galliformes; Phasianidae
Product: keratin, type II cuticular Hb4-like
Exons: 9
Coding region: 21-1148 (375 amino acids)
Biological process (GO): intermediate filament organization; keratinization
Cellular component (GO): keratin filament
Molecular function (GO): structural constituent of skin epidermis
Source: RefSeq, a predicted model, not a curated record
UCGACCCCAACGUGCAGACCAUGAAGUACCAAGAGAAGGAGCAGAUCAAGACCCUCAACAACAAAUUUGCUUCUUUCAUCGAGAAGGUGCGAUUACUGGAGCAGCAGAACGAGGUGCUGGAGACCAAGUGGAGCUUUCUGAAGGGUCAGAAACAUGGCAGGAACACCAUCGUGCCCAUGUUGGAGGCUUGUAUUGGGAACUUGAAGAAGCAGUUGGAAGCACUGGGGUGCAACAGAGCCCGGUUAGAAACACAACUGAAAGCAGUCCAAGAGGCUUUGGAAACCAAUAAGAAAAUAUAUGAGGAUGAACGCAGCCGGCGGAGCAGCACUGAGAAGGAGUUGAUUGCCCUGAAGAAGGACGUGGAAUGCUUUUUCUUAAACAAAGCAGAGCUGGGGGCCAAGGUGGGAAGGAUGGAAGGAGAGUUUGGCUUCCUCAGGGUGCUCUACGAGGAGGAGAGCCACCAGCUGCGGGCCCACAUCUCAGACACGGCAGUGGUUGUGCAGAUGGACAACAGCUGGGAUCCCAACCUGGAUGGCAUUGUUGCCAACGUCAAGGCUCACUAUGAGGACACUGCCUGCAGGAGCAGGGCAGAAACUGAAGCCUGGUGUAAAGGCAAGUUCAAGGAGCUGCAAGUUACUGCAGGCAGAAAUGCUGAUAGUCUGCAAGAGAAGAAAAGAGAGGCGGCUGAGCUGGCACGGAUGGUCAAGAAACUGAGCGGAGAAGUCAGGAGUGCCAAGGAGCAGUGCUGCAAACUGGAAACAGCCGUGGCUGAUGCUGAGCAGCGCAAGGAAAUGUCCAUCAAGGAUGCAAAGAGCAAACUCACCGAGCUGGAGGCAGCUCUGCAGAAGGCGAAGCAGGACCUGGCCCGGCAGCUGUGGGAGUUCCAGGAGCUGAUGAACAUCAAGCUGGCCCUGGACGUCGAGAUCACGACCUACAAGAAGCUGCUGGAGGGCGAGGAGAGCAGGCUCUGUGCAGAAGGAGGCGUCCCCAUCAACAUCUCUUUGCCUUUCACAGCUGUCUGCCAUUCCCAAGGAGGUCUUGCCUACAGCCCAGAACCCGGCUUUGCUGGGUUGGCCAACGGAAGCUCAUGCAUUAGGAGUGGGAGCACCCACGUGAAGGUUGUGUCCAUGGGCAAGUCGACCAUGUAAAGAGCUGCAGAUGAAUGGCAAGGCUGGAAACGAAGCACAGUGCCUACCCUUCUGCCCACACACAGCAAGAGCCUGGCUGGUGCAGGAGCGCACACACCCAGCUCCCCAAUGUUGCACACCUAUUUUCCAUGCAAAGGGAUACAAAAAGCAAAGAGGGGUAUUUCUGUCAAAGAGAUCUGCUGUUUCUGCCAGGGAAUUCUCGAAGCAAACCCCAAAUCCUCUUCACAAUCCCCUUCUUAUGAGCAAUUCAUGUAAGAGGCCCUUGGUGUUAGUUCUUGCUCUUUCUGCUCCUACAGAUCGAAGGAUUAGGGUGAGGUGUAGGACAGAACAGCUGCCACCCAUGAGCUUCUAAUUAGGGCUUCAUUCAGCCCUCUUGCAUUAGCAACUCCCAUAUAUAACCUAUUACUAUAACCUAGUUAUAUCAGCUGUCCUGAUUUACUGAUACACCCCUGGCAUCAGCAGAACUCACCCAAAAUUGCCUAGUUUCCCUACACAUACCAAUUUCACAUCCCAAAGGGUGGAUUUCAGUGGCUGUUGCUGUUUGGAGGUAGUUUGCUUUUUAUUUGCAUUACCUGUUUGGAAACUUAUCCUUUUUCUUCAGGGUUUGUAAUGGUCCGGCUCAUCUAAUGCCAUAAAUACCGUCCUAAAUAAAGGAUCACGGGGCCUGAGCCCACUGUCAGGAAUGACAGGGGCUGAUCCAUCAAUAAGCCUGGCUACAGGUCACAAAACUCCUCUGCUGUCAUGUUCAAGGGAUCCAGAUCCAGCCUUAAAUACAUGGCAUCAGCAUCAAUCACCUUUCCAAUUCACCAGUACCUAAUAAAUUGAGCUGCUAGUCUAAGUACAUUUAUCCUAUUUGAGGUCUGGGAAGGGGAGAGGACGCAGUGAUUUAUUUCUAACGACUUCACAUUUUGUCAGCAAUGCUUGUCAAUGGCUUUUAUCCCAGUUAUGGCCUCGCAUCUCCAAUAAAUCUACAUAGCAAUUCA